UUUCCAACCUCAUCCAAGAAAACGGAUCGGAGAAAGCCCAACCCAACUGUCAAGUGUCAACCACCAAUCAAUCUCUCUCUCUCUCUCUCUCUCUCUCUCUCUCUCAUGGCUACUGCCUCCGUGACACCUCUGUCGUCCGUCUUCUCGACCUCAAAACCCUCCUCAUCAAUUCCAAAACCUCAUCCAUCUUCUUCCACUGUCACCUUCAAAAUAGUCGAACAGGAAUAUAGUUCUAGGAAUAAACAAUUAGUACUACCCAAUAACUGCAAUACCGUUAGUAACAGUAGAAGGGAAUUCGUGAGAGGAAUGGGACUCGUACCGCUCCUUGUUACGGUUCCACCUCCGCCACAUUCCGAAGCUCGGGAGGUGGAGGUUGGUGCGUUCCUUCCGCCGUUGCCUUCCGACCCUUCCUUCGUCGUCUUCAAGGCCUCUCCCAAGGACACUCCCGCUCUUCGCGCAGGAAAUGUGCAGCCUUACCAGUUCAUCCUUCCUCCAACAUGGAAACAGACACGUAUAGCCAACAUACUCUCCGGUAAUUACUGUCAACCCAAGUGUGCAGAGCCUUGGGUGGAGGUAAAAUUUGAAGACGAAAAGCAAGGAAAAGUUCAGGUUGUGGCUUCUCCAUUGAUUCGACUGACUAACAAACCAAAUGCAACAAUCGAAGAUAUUGGAACCCCUGACAAGGUCAUUGCAUCCCUUGGCCCUUUUGUCACUGGCAGCACAUAUGACCCUGAUGAAUUGAUCGAAACUUCAGUGGAGAAGCGCGGUGAUCAGACGUAUUACAAGUAUGCUCUUGAGACCCCAUACGCGCUGACAGGAUCCCACAAUCUUGCGAAAGCAACAGCGAAAGGAAACACCGUGGUCCUGUUUGUUGCUAGCGCAAAUGACAAACAGUGGCAGUCAUCCCAGGAAACACUGAAGGCUAUACUUGAUUCCUUCCAAGUGUAAUUCCUUUCCAUUUUCUGCAAACUAAGUUCGUUCGAUGUUAAAACACUCGAUAUUCUUUCUAUUGGCUUAUAUCACUGAGCAAGAUUAUAGUGUUUGGAAUCAUAAUUUUAAGCUUUGCGAUCGACUUCUUGGACCUGCUGUCCACAGUUUGUAAUUCUUAGAAGGUGAUAAACUAAAGAAAAAGAGAGUAGUUCUUUCUUGUUGUCAAA
Rhododendron vialii is the source of this 1157-nucleotide messenger RNA. RefSeq names its product psbP domain-containing protein 6, chloroplastic. Gene Ontology annotation, molecular function: calcium ion binding. Gene Ontology annotation, cellular component: extrinsic component of membrane; photosystem II oxygen evolving complex; photosystem II. Lineage: Eukaryota; Viridiplantae; Streptophyta; Magnoliopsida; Ericales; Ericaceae. Bases 106 to 948 code for a protein of 280 amino acids. The transcript has 3 exons. Gene Ontology annotation, biological process: photosynthesis. The record is from RefSeq and is a predicted model, not a curated record.